AUGUCCGACCACCACCUCGCCGGCGAGCACCACUCCUCCCCGGCGAGCACCGCCACCACGGCCCUCGGAACCCUGCUGCUCCUGCCGUCGGAGCUCCUCCACGAGAUCCUCAUCCGCCUCGCGCUCCCGGAGCUGCUCCGCGUCCGCUCCGUCGCCCGUCCCCUGUCCCACCUCAUCUCCUCCCCGGACUUCCGCCGCUUCUACCACCUGUCCUCCGUCUCGUCCGGCCCCGCCCCGGCCGCCGCGUGGCUCCUCGUGUUCAAGAAGCUCCCGCCCCGCGGCGCCGCGCUACGGGGCUUCCACGGGCCGUCCGGCCGCUGGUUCCGCAUCCCCGUCGCGGACAUCAUCUCCCCCGCCGUGCCCCCGGGAGAGGACCUCUACUUCCUUGCCGCCUCCGGCAGCUCCUUCCUGUUCGCCGCCAACGGCCGCCGCGAGCUCGUGGUAGUUGACCUCUCGGCCCAGUCCGCCCGCCGGCUCCCGCCGUCCCCGCUCGGCCCCCGCGGCACCUCGUCCUGGCGUCGCUUCGGCCUCAAGCUCGUGGCCGAUCCCCCCGGAUCAAGCCAGUUUAGGUACACGUCCUUUUCUUUCGGAGGACUCUGGAAAUCCUCUUUUAUUUUCUUUGUAAAAGGCAGCACUAACCUUGACGAUGACGAUACGUUUCAUCUUUCUUUCUUUCUUUUUUCUCUCCCAAGGUUUCUCUUCGCCGAGAUGGUGAACAACACGCCCGUUCUCUUCGAGUACCAGUCUGACACCGACGCGUGGCAAUCAUCGGAGGCGGUGCUGGCAAAUGGUCCCGCCGCACCGGCAGGCCCCGACGGGGACGGCACGUACCUGUGCGCUGCCCACGCCGGGCCGGACUGCGUGAUGGUGUACUCAGGACCGGGCGUGGACAGACCGGUCUUCUUCCGCCCGCGGUUCCCGCACAACCCGAACGCCGGCGGCCACGGCGAUCGGCUCCACGUGUACGGCGACGGCAGCGCCGUGGUGGUCCGAUCAACGGUGGUCGACGAACCGAGCCGGACUCGGGUGAAGUUGGUGGCGGGCGUGGACCUGUACGGGCUCGGGCCGGAGGUGGGAGGCGACUGGCAGCUGGUGUCCACGGUGCCGGGCGAGCUGAUCGAAGGGUUCAGGAAGCCGUACGCCGUGAUGACGGGGCUGCUGGCGGAGAGGGAGGGCGUCUUGAGGCUGGUGCUCAUCUCCAACUGCAGGGGCGCGUGGGACCUGGUGUGGCUGUCGUACGACCGCGCGCGCGGCGAGUGGAGGUGGGUGCCGGUGCCGGACUGGGGCGGCGCCAAGGGCCUCAACAUGGCCGGCAUCGCCGUGUCGUCCACCUUCUCUCGUCUCUGGCCGCCGGCGCCUACCAUCUGCCGCUGA
Messenger RNA from Triticum turgidum subsp. durum (durum wheat), 1374 nucleotides. Lineage: Eukaryota; Viridiplantae; Streptophyta; Magnoliopsida; Poales; Poaceae. The record is from the annotation of a GenBank genome assembly.